UUCGUAAUGUCACCAACACUAUGAAGUUAAAAAUUCAGAACAUCAGUCGUAUGGAAUAGUGACAGUACAAGCAGGAAUAAAAUCUGUUUGGAAUGCUUGAUUUUCCAUUUACGGUGAGAAAUGGCUGCAGUAGAUUUGCCAAAUUUGACAGAACGACUCCUCGUAUCCGUUGUAGUAUUAUUCUCUAGAGCUAUGUGUAAUACAGACACACACAAUCUGGUGGCAACACAAACGGCGACACAUUUGUAUUCACCGUCCUAUGGAUCUUACCCCAAUAACAUGGAUUGUUCAUGGAAGAUCUCCGCGGCAUUGCACGAGAGUAAUGUACAAAUUGAAAUCGAGCAAAUGUCUUUACAAACAGACAAUGGUGACUGUGUCGACUACCUACAAAUAUUUGAUGGAGAAACCAUUGACAGCAAGUUACUCGGGAGAGUGUGCAAGUCGACAGAAACCUACGUUAGCAGUGGUAGUAACAUAUAUCUCCAUUUUUACACAGACUCAUCGAAGACAGACAUUGGAUUUAAAAUUAAAUAUUACCAACACGAAUAUAAAGAUGAAAGCUGGAAAAAGGUGUUGACAAUAGUACUUGUUGUUACUUUUGUUGCCGGAAUGUUAAGUUGUUGGUACAAAAGAUUCCACAAACGUCUCCGAAAUCAACGCCAGUCCGUCGUGGAUCCGGAUGGUGAGUCUUCCGGACGUUCGGGCUCCGUUCGGAGCCAGUCCUGUGUAUGGGCAACAAGUAACGGGGAAACACAAACGGAAAAUGAGUUUAAUAGUUCGGAAAAUAUUCAACAACCAGAACCGGUGAAACCUCCGUCUUAUUCAGAAUUCGAUACCAAUCCUGGAAAAUUACCAUCGUAUGAGGAAAUAAUUAACGACAGAGAACAUCUGUGUGAGUUGUCUCCCCCUCCGCUAUAUUCUGAAGGCAGCCAGACCGGUAGACUUUUCGGACAGUCCAAUAUGUAUUCGUACACAUAUUCUGUGUCAUCAAGUUCAACAUCGUCAUUAUCAUCUGUUUCAACAGUGUCGAUUGAAUCAUCUUCAUCGUUUAUAAAUCAGUCGGAACAAUCACCAGAGUCCCAUUUACCUACGUAUGAAGCAGUUAUGGGUAACCGUUCAGCAUGAAGUUACUGUAAAUGGUUGGAUUUUGGUGGAUUUUUAUUUUCGCAUAGAAUAUGGGUUCCUAUGGACUUGUUCGCCAAAAUUACAUCCGCAAAGAACAUUCAAGGCAGGCACGGAUUAGAUAUGUGAGAAGAUAGAAGCUGCUUUAUUGAAAUAGUUUUAAUAACGAUAAGUUGUGUUUGUGGUCACAACCGGUACACAUGUGAUGUAGUGUCACAAUGUAACCAAGGACAACAAUGCUAACUCACAUAUCCUUCCGUUUCUGGUUGUCCAAAACACAAUGGUUCUCAGGAAUACCAAACAAUAUGUAAAAGAGUGAUCUGACCGCCAACUAUUUCAUUAUCCUUACAAAUCUUAUGUAAUGUUGAACUUAUAUGUUCUUUUUCAUCUUUCGUUUAAUUACCCACUCCAUUGACACGUAUUGACAAAAUAUGACUACGUUUUUCCUGACCAGUCGUAAAGACUAAUUGGCUCAUAUAUAUCAACGGUCAGAUGAUAUGAUAUAUAUAUCAAAUUUGAGUGAAAUCCACCUAGUACUUUCAGCGAAAUAGCGAUAAUAAUCUUCAAAUGUCCAAAUCAGAAUUACUAACCUUUGUCAAUUUGAUUAAUUGAUCAGUCUCAGAAUCGAACCUGCACAAAAACCAUACAAUACUUCCUGAGAAAUAACGAUAAGAAAAAUCACUUGUCAAAUCAAAGAGGAUUAAAUAAUUCGGCCAAUGUGAUAUUCUAUUCAAAUUCAAUAACCAAAAUAUAGAAUCGAAAAAAUAGCGAGAGUAAAUUUCACACAGUAAAGACCCAAGAUGGCGUCCUGACAGCCAAUUUGUCUACUUUCGCAGUCUUUAAACAAUAGUUAAAGAGGAAACUACGAAGGAAAUCACAAAUCCAUCCAGUUACAUUGUAUAGAGAUAGCGACAACAAAAAUGUUUAAGGACAGUCAGACGGACGGACGGACGACAUGCGACGGCCACGGGCAAACAGCCAACCAAAGGUUUGCUGACCGGUGAGGUUGAAGUGUAUCUCAAAAUGAGGAUUAACAUAUGUGAUGACUAAGAAUAUACUGAGAUAUUUUAUCUCGUCUGUACGUUAUUUCGUCUCGUUUGUACAACAUUCCAUCUCGUUUGUACGACAUUUCGUCUCGCUUUAUGACAUUCUGUCUAUACGACAUUUCGUCUCGUUUUAUGACGUUCUCUCUUGUCUAUACGACAUUUCGUCUCGUUUUUUAUGACAUUCUCUCUUGUCUGUACGACAUUUCGUCUCGUUUUUUAUGACACUCUCUCUUGUCUGUACGACAUUUCGUCUCGUCUUUUAUGACGUUCUCUCUUGUCUGUACGACAUUUCGUCUCGUUUUUAUGACAUUCUCUCAUGUCUGUACGACAUUUCGUCUCGUUUUUUAUUACAUUCUCUCAUGUCUGUACGACAUUUCGUCUCGUCUUUUAUGACGUUCUCUCUUGUCUGUACGACAUUUCGUCUCGUUUUUAUGACAUUCUCUCAUGUCUGUACGACAUUUCGUCUUGUUUUUUAUGACAUUCUCUCAUGUCUGUACGACAUUUCGUCUCGUUUUUUAUGACAUUCUCUCUUGUCUGUGCGUCAUUUCGUCUCACUUGUACGAUAUUUCAUCUUAUUUAUACGGUUUUUCAUCUAUUUUACACGACAUUUUAUCUUGUUUGUACGACAUCUUACCUCAUCCGGUAGAAUUACAUGUAUCAAAUGGCCCAAAACAGCUCCUAAAAUGUUUGUACCAGCACUCCACAGUAAUCUUAGAAAUGUUUCUUUUUUACGUAGUGUUUAUCUUUGCAUUUUGUAGGUCACUUUUUAUAGUAAAGAUUGGUUCAAAAUAAAAUAUUUAUGCGAGAACAAAUUUAUUAGAUGUCAGUCAGAGAUAAGUUCCAUUUUACAUGUACAUGUUUACAAAUGUACCAAUAAACGUAUUCUUCCAUUGA
Molecule: messenger RNA, 3062 nt
Organism: Pecten maximus
Lineage: Eukaryota; Metazoa; Mollusca; Bivalvia; Pectinida; Pectinidae
Exons: 6
Coding region: 121-1125 (334 amino acids)
Source: RefSeq, a predicted model, not a curated record